Molecule: messenger RNA, 3803 nt
Organism: Labrus mixtus (cuckoo wrasse)
Lineage: Eukaryota; Metazoa; Chordata; Actinopteri; Labriformes; Labridae
Gene: mst1
Product: macrophage stimulating 1
Exons: 18
Coding region: 54-2186 (710 amino acids)
Biological process (GO): regulation of receptor signaling pathway via JAK-STAT; proteolysis
Molecular function (GO): serine-type endopeptidase activity; receptor tyrosine kinase binding
Source: RefSeq, a predicted model, not a curated record
AGACUUUUGAUGUCAUUGAAGAUUCACAGAUCUGCCUUUAUCGUCCUCAAACAAUGAAGCUGCUGCUGCUGCUCUGUUUCCUCCUGAAAGUGGACCCGGCCUUAGGUUACCGCACUCCUCUGAAUGACUUCCAGCGCUCCGAGGGCAGAGAGCUGGUCCCCACCUCCUGGAACUCUGGUCGGGUCCAGCUCUUACCGGGUCUGACCCUGGAGGACUGCGCCAACCGCUGCUCACAGUCUCUGGACUGCAGAGCGUUCAACUACGAGACCCGUCCGGCAGUGACCUGUAAGCACCUGCCCUGGGUGGGAGACGGGAGUAACGCCGAGGUGCAGAGAAACGUGAAUUGUGACGUUUAUGAGAAGAAGGUCUAUGUCAGGAAGUGCAUUGUUGAUAAAGGACAAGACUACAGAGGGAAAGUGUUCACCACAAGAAGCGGGCUCACCUGCCAGCAGUGGUGGUCCAAGUUUCCCCACGAUCACAGGUGGACUCCCACAGCUGCUAAUGGUCUGGAGUUAAACUACUGCAGGAAUCCAGACGGGGAUCGAAUUGGUCCGUGGUGCUACACCACAGACCCCGAGAGACGAUAUGAGAGCUGCAACAUCCCCCAGUGCAAAGAUGAGGUGUGUAUCACAUGUAACGGGGAGGACUACAGAGGGCAGGUGGACCACACUGUGAGCAACAGAGAGUGUCAGAGAUGGGACCAGCAGUACCCGCACCAACACAUCUACCAGCCUGAGAAAUAUCCUGAUAAGAGUUUGGACGAUAACUACUGCCGUAACCCUGACGCGUCUCCCGUGCCGUGGUGUUACACCACAGACACAGAGGUGGAGAGAGAGAACUGUGACAUCAGAAAGUGCACUGAGGUGCGGGUGGAGAAACGUCUGCGCUCCAGCUUCACCACUAACUGUUUUCGCGGCCGUGGGGAGGAUUACCGGGGUAAAGUCAAUGAGACGACAUCAGGUAUCCCCUGUCAGCAAUGGGUCGCACAACACCCACAUGAGCAUCCCUUCUACCCAAACACAUACGAAUGCAAAGGUUUGGAGGAGAACUACUGUCGUAACCCAGAUGGGUCGGAGGCUCCCUGGUGCUUCACAUCUGUGCCUGAGAUGAGGACGGCUCUCUGCUUACAGAUCAAACGCUGUGCAGACGACAUCGAGGCUGAAGAUUGCUACCAUGAGAAUGGAAAAAACUACAGAGGCAUGGUCCGCAAAACUCGUAAGGGGAUCACCUGCCAGAAAUGGAACGUUAACACACCUCAUCGGACCAGGAUUAACCCAAGGACUCAUCCCGAGGCCAAUCUGACGGAGAACUAUUGUCGUAACCCUGACGGGGAUCAGCACGGACCCUGGUGCUACACCACAGACCCCAAGACUGAGUUUGACUACUGUGCCAUCAAACAGUGUGCUGGAGAGAGAGUGCCCCCGAUUGAACCAGCAGGGAACCCGGUGUUCAGUGAGUGUGGGAAGCGAGAAGAUCGUUUCCAGAGGUCGUGGUUACGGAUCGUGAAUGGGGUUCCUGGAAACUCACCAUGGACAGUUAGUCUUAGAGACAGGAAAGGAAACCAUUUCUGUGGAGGAUCCAUGGUGAACCCCAGAUGGGUGAUCAGCACCAAGCAAUGUUUUUCCUCCUGCUAUGUGGAUCUGCCUGGGUACACAGCCAUGAUGGGUACACUGUAUCGUGAUCCACAGGAAGAUGAGCCUGGGGUGCAAACCAUCCCUCUCACCAAGAUCGUCUGUGGACCCUCAGAGUCUCAGCUGGUCAUGCUGCAACUUGAACACCCGGCCCAGUUUAAUGAGCGUAUCUCUCAGAUCUGCCUCCCUCCUGAGCGCUACAUCGUGGCUGAGGGGACGUCCUGUGAGAUCGCAGGAUGGGGUGAGACCAGAGGGACUGGAGAUGAGACUGUCCUCAACGUGGCCCAGAUUCCCGUUCUUAGUAACAGGGAAUGCAACAAGUACUUCCGAGGGCGUGUUCGUGAAAAUGAGAUGUGCACCAGCUCUUUCCAGGGGGGAGUGGGCGCAUGUGAAAGAGACUACGGCGGCCCUCUGGCCUGUAAGAACAGGGACUGCUGGGUACUCGAGGGUGUGAUCAUCCCCAUGAGGCGCUGCGGACACCCGGGUCAGCCCAACAUCUUCAUCCGUGUGUCUGUCUACGUGGACUGGAUCAAGAAGGUCAUGGAGAUGGCUUAGAGACGGAGUCUGCUAUCCAAAAUGGACUGAACCAAUCUUUUCUUAAAGCCCUCAAGACCAGUUGUUCACUUAAUUAUGUACAUGUUUGUCUCCGCUGAUGUCUCUUUUACAUUAAAAACAUAAAUAAUGCAUCAAAAUGUAUAACCAGAAUUUGUUAUAUGGGUUGCAGCAUUUCUAUAAAAAAAGACUCAGUCAAUGAGAAAACACAGAAAGCUAUUUUAUUUCUUACAAGGUAUUGCCUUAAAAUAAUUUGUAUGUGCUAUUAUUUUCAAUGACCUUAUAAGGCCAGAGGAAAUAGCUUUGACUACAUCAGUAAAGCUUUUUAAUAUCAUGUUUUACGUGUUGCAAUCAUCAAAAAUUUUGCAAACAGAUUGAGUAAAAAGCAUUAACAUUAGGAAAAGAUAAUGGCAUGUGUUAAGCUGUAAAACAGUGCAGAGAAGAUUUACCAUGAAAGUGUAAAUAAAGUUUUAUGAAUGUUUGGGUAAACUUUCCCCCAAAUAAUCCUUUAUAAGCGGUAUAAAAACAUUUAACACGAUGGUGGUGCUUAACACAUCAAAUAAAAUAUAUUGUGUUCCACAACAUGCAAUAUUUGCAGAUAAGAACGAGAACAUAUUAAUAUUAAUUCUAUUAGUACUUCCAAGAGAGAGAGAGGGAGAGAGAGACUCAAUUUUCAUUAUUUAUUACAAGAAACUAAAAGGCUGCAGAGAUAAAGUCUUAUUGUCGCCCUUCAGGUUCAAUGUAGAUGUGCUUAAGCUUUGUAACUUCCAGUAACAUCGGAGGUGUGGGGGGCUUUCAAGCACACUUUUUAAGUUCCUAACAUCCCCUGGAAAUGCACCCUUAACCACAAAACUGUACUACUCCCCCCCCCCCUCCCCUCUAGUGUUGAAUGGAGCUCUGAAAUACCUUCAUUGCCCCCAGCCUCUAAAGAAAUCCCUACUCUCCCUGUCUUUUGAUGCCUGCCCCCACCUCUAAAGACAUGCCUUUGUGCCUUAUGCAGAACUGUAUGCGCUGCACAUUCUUUCUAGUUCUAUAGGAGGAUUUUUGUAACCCGGUCCUGAUGAGCCCACGGAAUUCAGCUUAAAUAAACCUCAAGAUCAGAGUCCAACCAAAUCUCAGACACACCAGCCUGCAGAAGGCCACUGAACUCUCCCCCUCGCACACACACACACACACGCACACACACAAAUCGACACACAAUUUCACUCUCAUGCAAACCCUCCACUUGUCUCUGUCUUAUUCCCCAUGCUCUUUCUGCUUUCUGGAAAUUGUUCAUAAUCAUACCAACUUAUUUUUUGCUUAUGUCGCAACAAAUAAUGACGUUUAUUUUUUCCCUUUUUUUUCUUUCUUUCUUUUUUUUGUUGUUGCAGAAAUUGUACUAAUAGGACUGAAGUGUUCCCUUUUGCGAUUGAUGGCCAAUUAUCUCCCUGCUGUAGACAGCAGCAUGUGGGGUUGGCAGGUUGACAGUUAUGAUUUCAGAGUCAUUUUGUUCACUUUCAUUUGGUAAUAGUUAUAGUGGAUGACUAAUCAAAUUCAUAUAUGAGUGGAAUUUCUCAGCAACUGUUGCAAAGUUUCUUGAAAAACCUGACUAAAAUGUUUAAUAAAUUCUGCCACAAAGCA